GGGAUUUUCCAAUUUUUCUAAAAGUGGACAAGGAAUUUUAAGAUGAGGAGGAAACAAAUUUGAAAUUGCCCUCAUCAUCAUCGUAAUCGUAUAAUUUAAAGCAGAACUUGGAAUUUUUUAGUUGAGGAUGUGAUUCACCCACGCGUGUUUAUAAUUGGAGUGGAUGGACUCCAGAUUUGUGCGAAUUACACGUCAGUUUCCAAUUGAAAUCAAAAGCAAGACAGGCUCCACUCAGAUAGUGCAAGUUUUAAAACAGAAAUAUAUCCAGAGAGGAAAAACGGUAAAUAAAUAUACAGAUGAACGAUAGUUCAACCAGUAGGUUCGUAAGAGAUUAUGUUGUUCAUCGGAUACGGCAAGACGGUAUCACUAUCCCUGGAUUUGCAGAUGUCAGUGAAGAGGCACCAUGUGACGUAACAGCAUCAAUUAGGAGAAUAUGUCAUGAGAUUGAAGAGAGUCAAAAGGAAUUUUUUGGAGAAUGUUGUCAUCAUUUGAACAUUAGUCCUACAACAUUGUACGCACAAUUUAUGGACCUAGCUAGUGAGCUAUUUAAAAAUCCUCACAAUGGAAUGAACGGCUUAGAUAUUUCGUGGGGUAGAAUUGCCACGUUCUUAACAUUUUGCGGGACACUAGGGGCACAUUGUGCAGCCAAAGAUCUUGUGAACCUGGUUCCGAGCGUAAUUGGUUGGACAGUACGUUACAUAGAUCAACAUUUAAAUGAUUGGAUGACACAGAAUAAUGGAUGGGCCGGCUUUGUAGAAUUUUUUCGUCCAAGGCCAGGAGGAUCGGAGCCCAUAGUGGCACCAGGAACAGUAGCAAUGGUCGCUGCAGGGCUAAUGGGCCUAAUUUACGUAUUAAAUAGAUGAAAAUGAAUUUUCAUGAAGAUAAAAUAAGUUAAUUUAUGGUCAUUAGAAUGAAAAAGACGACUUAUGGUGUAUACCUGGCAAUGCCUCCCCUCCCACUCCCUAUCACCAUUUUGUGUCACCGUGUUUAGGUAUGAUGGACUGUUCAAUUACUUUAGGAAUAUUUUAUUCUUAAUUCACAUAUUUGUAAUCAAAUAAAUAUCUUGUUACAUUAUUUGUCUUCCUUUUCAUCACUGCUCUAAACUGCCAUUUUGAUUGGGAGCUUUAAGUCUAAUAAAUAGAUUGAGAUAUAUAAGCGUCAUUUUUGUAUCAAUUAAACAUUUUUCGAAAAGAGCAAAUGAAAAUAAUGUAAGGAUGUAUAUGCGUAAGAAGAUAUUAUAUUGUAUGUUUGGAUUUAAUCUUUUGAAACUUUCACAGAAAUAUCGGUUGAAAUCUACAUUGUAGCAAUAUUUUGAAUACAUUAGAAUAAGAAUUUCUCCUUCACUAUAUUUAAUGCCGAAAUGAAUCCUCAGAAAUUGCAGUAAGAUAUAAUUAUGUAAAUUUAUGCAUAGCCAGAAUUAUUCAAAUAUAUAUUUGCCACUUGCAUGUAGAUAUUGCAGACAGUAUCCUGAAUGGUAAAUAACGUGUAGCUUUUUGAAGAUUUCCUAUCAAGCCAAAAGAAAGAAUAUUGAGAAUUUAAAAUCGGUAGUUUUGAGUGCUCCAGCUUUAAGGGAAGUAGUAUGCAGGAUGGGAAAUAUGAUUGAGUACAUUUUCUUACAAUCCUAUUUUAAAAAUCUGAAUAUUUUCUUCAUUAUUUGUAAUUAUUCUAUAUCUAUCAAGAUGAGGAAAACUCGUCCUGAAUGCUGAUUGCAACAUUAAUGCAAUUUAAGUGUCAUUUGCUCUCCUCGAAUCAAGUGUAAUGAGUCGAGAGAGGGCUCUCUUUUUAGAAAUAUUUUGUUUACUUUUUAAUACUAUACCUAGGUAGAUAUUUAGUUUAGUUCAAAACACAAAUUUAUAUACAAAUACUUGUAUUUAAUUUCUUCAUACAAUUUGAUGCUAAACAUAUUGGUUUCAAAUAACUUCAGAGGUUCGUAGAGAGUAGUAGAAACUAGUAAAACUAUAUUGGCAUUGCGCUGAUGCCAACUACACAAAUUGUUGAAACCUAUGUGGAAUAUCCGAUAAGGGGAUAAAUUUAUUUGAAAUUCAAAUCUCAUCAAUGUAUGUAACAUAUUACAUUCUAGAAUAUUUAUAGAUACUGUCAGCUGUUUCCAUGGAUACAUUAUAUUUAUUCAACUUAGCAGCGUAUCAUGUAAGCAACCACUAAGAUUGAUGAAUAUUCUAUCCAACAUUAAUAUUGUGAAUCUUAAAUGCAUCCAUUAAUUUAGAAUCAAUUGUGAUGAUCUAACAACAUUUCUACUGAGAGGUUUCAUUAUAGUAAUGCAUUAAUAAAAAUUGAUUUGAAAAUUGUCUUAAUUUUUUUUUCAACAGGGCUACCAUCCCAACCUAUUAUAGAAAUAAUAAGCUUGAAAUUAAAAGCUUAUUUGAAUUAUUUGUAAUUAUUUUGUUGGGACCAAUUGUUAAGAUAUGGUUUUAAAUUCUUUUGAGAUAAGAAGUGACAUCAUUUUAAUUUUUUUAAUUCAUUUACAUAAAGAGUUCAUUUUGCUUGGUUAUUUUUGGUCAUUUUAGUAUCAUAUGUUGUGCAUUUGCUGGUAUGGGAUGUCAGGCAAAUCUGGAUUUCAAUUUGUAAAGCAGAUGAGAAUGAUAAAGACACAGAGACACCAUUUGAAUAUUUAUUCAUUAACCACUAUAUCAAAGCGUAUUAUUCAUGCCUAUUCCCUUUGGAUUUUAUCAAUGAUUAUACCUUAGAAUACCGAGAGCUGAUAUUUUAUAUUGUGUCAAAAUACAUUGUUUAUUACAGUUCAACCUCCAAUUCAAGACUACCUUUAGGGCCUGAAAAUUUAUGGUGAUCAGCAUUCGGUCUCAAAUUAGAGAGUUAAUUAUAUAUAAAAGAUUGAAGGGUGUUAGUUUGUACUAAGGUAUCUCAAAUUAAAGUGGUCUUGGAAUUUGAGGGAUAUUGAAAAUUAUAGUGUCUCGAAAUUAAAGGGGUCUCAAAUUGGUGGCGAACUGUAUUCAACUUCUUAAGAAGAAUGUAUACAUGUUUUGUGACUAUUUAGUGUGUUUAUAAUUGUGGAAUUGGUUUCUACAAUUAAUGUUAAUUAUUUAUUAAUUUUUAGUGAUUUCUAUUGCUGUAUUGUGUAUUGUUUGAAAAAAAUAUUACGUACAGGUCUGAUGUAGUUAAAAUGAGACCUAAUACAGACUGGAAUGGUAGGUGUUGUAACUAGUUAUCUUGUAUAUUUAUUUUUUAUAGCUAGCAAAUGGAUAUUAGAUAACAAGAAAUAGCAGAUCAAUUUGGUUAUAAUAAUAGAUUUUAUACAUCAAUAUUGUGUAGAUCUACUUGGUAUGUUCCAUGUUGGAGAAAUAAAACAAGUACAUAGCCAGUCCUGUUAGUAUUGCUAAAUUCCAGAUUUAUCAUCAAGCCUAUUCAAAGUUUUAUUUGCUUUUGGUACUUUCAGAAAUAAUUUAAAUUGAUUUUGCUACUGGAACUUACUAAAAAAACUUGCUAAAGAUACACCAGCUGUCAGGGAAUAUUUACAUACGUACUCUCUACUGCUCAUUGGAGCUUGACAAAGUAAUUCAGAAAUGUUUAAUUAAUCUGUAUUUAUUAUUACUAUAAAAAGUAGGGUGGAGACACAUUUCUGGUAUCGUCAGGCUUCUACAGAUUCAAUGUUGAAAUGUAACUGGCUGAACUAUAGAGGGGGUGUGUCAUAGUAGAAUAUGAAACUCUAGAGGGGGUGUUUCAUACAAUAUUUAAACCUACAGAGAGAGGGGGGUGUUGUACUGUAUAGUUCCUAUAUAGAGAUCUAUAUAGGAACUCUAGUAUUGUAUAUGUUAUAUAGAAAUGUAGAGGGAUGUUUUCAUUAUAAUAUAAGAAGUCAGAAAAUUGUUAUAUUAUUUUCAAUAUUAUAGGUAGUUAUGAGUUUUGUUUUGAGUUUAUGUAAAUGCAGUUUUAUGUGUAAAUAGGAAGUUACAAUUUUGUAAAAGUUGCCUAGCAGGUAUUUUAAAGGAUAGUGGUGAUGAUUAAUAGAGACAGGAAACUAUGUUGUGUAAAAAUAUUAAGUGUAUGUUCCAACAGUGAUUGAGGGUCUGUUCAAUUGAUGCAUGGUGGUGAGAUGUAUCCAGGUAUAUGACUCUUAGUGUGUAGGCUUAAUUGCCAAACAAGAAACAAGGGGAGUGGUGGGGCUUAAUUAGAAGAACUAAUUAUCAACAGCAGCUUAUACUUGUACCCAUAAUUCAUAAAGUUAAUUUUCUAAAUUUGUAGUAAAUUGUGUAUCAAUAACAGUAUCUAUUAGGAUAUAGUAGUAAAAAUAUAUUUCAAACAUUUGUUCACUCAUUUUCUUAUUGGCACCAUUCACUAGAUUGUAGUUUACUUACCAUUUCAAAUUCAUAAUCAAUACAAGAUUUGUGCUUGUUUACUGAUGUUUUUUGUUUCUCCUCCCUAGAUAUGUAGUGUUUAAAUAUGUACAGUUCUGUUCAUAUUUUAUUUUGCAUACAAAAUGGUAACUAGAAGUUAUAUUGAACAAUUUCCACGAUAAUUAACAUUAUACAGAAAAAUAUUAUAUGAAAUACGCCCCUUGUAUCUUAUUAUAUUUAUGAUAUCUGUUUAUUAAUGUAAAUAUUGUAGUGACAAAAUAGUAGGUAUAUGUACACUGUAUAAAUUUUAAUGUACAAACAGAUCAGAUAAAUAGAAAAAUGGCAAAAGUACGAUCGCACGUUAAGUCGUUGAGGGCGUAAUUGCGAAAGAACUAAAAGCUACCAAAAGCUGUGAUCAACACAUAAUUAUACAAGUAAGAAAACAUUACCUUACUUGUGUUUUUGAUUGUACCAAUCGAAUGUAACAUACAUGUCCGCUAGUUGAUGAAAAAGAUGUAUUCUUUCAAUUCGCUUUUGAUUGUGUGUGUGAAUACAAAUGCUAUUAAAAAUUAAAUUAAAUA
This is a messenger RNA of Anneissia japonica, 4891 nucleotides long. RefSeq names its product apoptosis regulator R1-like. NCBI's taxonomy places the organism in Eukaryota, Metazoa, Echinodermata, Crinoidea, Comatulida, Comatulidae. Gene Ontology annotation, molecular function: protein heterodimerization activity; protein homodimerization activity. Gene Ontology annotation, biological process: extrinsic apoptotic signaling pathway in absence of ligand; intrinsic apoptotic signaling pathway in response to DNA damage; regulation of apoptotic process. The record is from RefSeq and is a predicted model, not a curated record. Bases 297 to 863 code for a protein of 188 amino acids. The transcript has 4 exons. Gene Ontology annotation, cellular component: mitochondrial outer membrane.